UACGUUUCUCUGCCGCACUACACUUCCUGGGUCUCACUUCGCUGGGGACGUAGGACAUCAGUAUCCAGCCAGUGCUUUAUCCCAAAUACCCUUUAAGGAGACUUUUAUUCGUCGAAAUACUUACAGUUUGUUUUCAGAAUUCUUUUGAAUGACCGUGAAAGCCGUGAGAUACUUGCUGAAAGGAGCCUCGCCGUUCCGGAGUGACCAUGAGGGAUGAAGUUUGCGUGACUCGCUUCUUUAUUUCUCUCCUCGUCUCACUGUCAUCUAGAGUAUAUUGUCGACCAGCUCCGCCUCUCGAAUGCACCGCGGACGGACACACCCUGCUUCAGAACCCUUACCGCAGCACCAGCUUCAGCUCUCAGCGGCUCCAGCAGUCCUCCCUGCAGGCUCUCGUGUGUGACCACUCUCUCGCUCCCGGCUGGUACCAGUUCCAGAUCUUUGACAAGCCUGCCGUCAUGCCAACCGAAUGUGUUGAGGUAAACCACUGUGGGACGCAGGCCCCGGUGUGGCUCUCACUCAGGGAGGGGGAGACACUGCCCCAGCCUCUACAGAUUAAGCAGAUGACUGCCUGUGCCACGUGGCAGUUCUAUUUCAGCAGCAGUAAGGACUGCUGCCUCUUCCGCAUCCCUGUGACCGUGCGGAACUGCGGGGACUUCUUUGUUUACCUGCUGCAGCCGACGCAGGGAUGCAUGGGCUACUGCGCGCAGGAGAUGGCAAGUGUAAGGCCAGGAGUCUGUGCCCCAGAUGAGAUGGAUGUUGAUGGAACCUGUAGAGCUAAACAUCCAUCUUUGCCAUCAGCUCCCAAAAUCAACGCAAAUCUCUCGGGAAGCAAUAUUUACUUAAAGUGUAGUUUUGAGGCCCGGAAUGAGAACAGCUCCUUGGGUUUUAUUGUGACAUGGUCACGGAUGUCACCGGACAGCAAGAAGGAGGAGCUCAAACAGGAGACCACUGUGCAGACCUUCUCAUACAUUGAGCUGGAUGGAAUUAACCUGCGACUUGGGGAUAAGAUCUACUGCAGCUGCUCCAGCUUCUUUCUUGACACUCCAGAAAUACGAGGAACCCCAGUGGAUAGUGAGCAGUUCUUCGCUGGAAUCAGGUUGAUUCCAGAAGCUAUGUCUAUCUCUGAAGAUGGGAGGGAGUACAAACUGACUGUGGAGAGCACAGUUCCCAUCCCCUGUUCCUCAAAUGGAAGACCUGUGAAGGAGUGCGCUCUCACCUUACACCUGGGUGCCAGAAAUCAAGGAGAGGAUCACCGGAGCCCGAAUGUGGCCCUGUCUUCCUGCUCUGUGGAGCUUCCACAGACGCCUUGCUGGAAUGGAAUCUGCAGUGCUGCCGUGGUCCAUUUCUCUGCCGUGAUAGACUUUGUGCAGGACGGGGACCGAACCACUGAGAUUUUGGUCCAGCCAAUUGGUAGUGAAAAUUUCCUGUGGAGGGGUUACACUCCGCAGACCAUCCAGAUUCAUGUGAAGGAUGUUCCCUCUGCCUACUGCUACUCUUUCAGUGAUCCACACGUGAUUACGCUUGAUGGCAGGAGGUAUGAUAAUUUCAAGACCGGGACUUUUGUUUUCUACAAGAGCACAGUGAGGGAGUUUGAAGUUCAUGUCCGUCAGUGGAAGUGUGGAGGACUACACUACCCAGCAUCCUGUGCGUGUGGUUUUGCUGCCCGAGACGGUGGCAGCGUUCUCACCUUUGACAUGUGCAAUGGACAGCGGGGAAGCAGCAGGCCACAGCUGUCUGUGAAGAGCAGGGAUGUGGGUAGAAGUGUGCGGAUCACAGAGUCCUACGAGGGCAGGAAAGUGACGAUCAUAUUUUCAUCGGGGGCCUUUGUGCGAGCGGACGUGGCCGAAUGGGGGAUGAGUCUUAGCCUGCGAGCUCCUAGUUCUGACUUUGGGCACACAGAGGGCUUGUGUGGGACCUUCGACGGGGACCCCCACAAUGACUUCCGCAGGGCGGGGGACACCGCCGUCCAGGAUGCUUCUGAGUUCAUCGGCCGGUGGAGACUUCCCCCUGGCAGCAGCCUGUUUGAUAGCGUUCCGCACCAUGAAAAUUCGGAAAAUGUCAGGCGCUACUGUGACUGCGAACAGGAAGCCUACGUGUCCAAGCCACCCCCCGUUCCCACAACCUGUGCUCAUCCCGGCAACGUGAGGCUCCCAUCGGUGAUACCUUUCCAGGACGUUACCGCGGAAUACUUAAGGUCGGUGCUGCCAGUGAACGGCACGGACGAGAGUCGGGAGAAGCUUCCCUGGAAGAGGCAGGAAGUCCCCCACAGCCAGGUCAGAGGAAUGAUGAACGAUAAAUCGUUUGAUAGCACUGGCAGGCUUGCCGGGCAGGACAGCAGCUCCCACGCUGCCAGUGCCAGAUGGAAACGGCAGAGCGGGUCACCCGUCGUGGAGUUUUCACGCCAGAGUCUGACUCAGGCCGUUCUGGAGGGCCUCACCUACUUCUUCCCCGAUGACCAUGUGGAAGAUGACCGGUCGGAGCCUUCGCUGCCACGGCCCCCCGCGUUGGGCCCGACCGCGGCCCAUACCAUGCAACUCUGCCUCCGCGCCGUGGUCAAUUCCAGUGUGGCGAUGGCCUGCGGCCCCCUGCUGGCCGACACUCUGAAUGACGCAGUGUUGAUGUGCGUGGCUGACCUGCAGCUGAAGGACGACCAGGCCUGGUUGAGCGCUAGCCUGCCCCUGCUGCAGAACGAGUGCGAGAGGAGGCUGAUCCAGGACGGCGGGGGUGGCGAGUGGGGCACCGCUGUGGCCCUUCUCAGGUGUCCUGAACUGUGCAGCCACAACGGGCACUGCUCCGAGUCGGGCUGCGUGUGCCUCCCUGGGUUCGGGUCCUACGACUGCAGCAUGCUCUCUGAUCAGAUCCCAGAGAUCACGGAGUUGGAGAGGGCAGGUCUCUGUGAUGUCCGUCAGCGUGAGUGCUCCACCGUCAGGGUGUCUGGUCAGGCUUUCCAAGCCUCCACUAAGCUCAAGUGUGAAGUGGUGAAAGAAAAGCUUGUCAAUGGCGAGUGGGUUCUGGAAGACCCGCAGUUAGUUUCUGCCUCCUUCCUGAGUCCUACGUCUCUGGAUUGUCAGCUCCCAGUGGAAGGAACACAAGGUCUUGACGGCCUGGAAGCAGAAACAAUCAACAACAAACCGAUGGCUAGGUGGCAAAUUAAAGUUUCCAACGAUGGGCAUGGGUUUAGCAAUGCCAAGGUCCUGACCCUUUUCGACGGAGCGUGUCAGAUCUGCCCACCCCAGGCCGAAGGCCUCUGCACUCUGAGGGAGAAAACGUGCAGCAUCGAUGGGCUGUGUUACGGAGAAGGAGACCUCAACCCCACCAGCCCUUGUCUCAUCUGCCGCCCAGAUUCUUCACAGUUUACAUGGUCUGUUUUUGAAGCAAACAAAGCCCCCGUGUUCCAGCCUCCACAAGCCCAUCUGAGGACCUUCUACGGCGAGAACUUUGUGUACCAGUUCCUUGCAUCAGAUCCCGAGGGCUCGGCGGUCCAGUUCACACUGGAGUCUGGACCGAAAGACGCCAUUCUGUCCCCCGCUGGGCUGCUGAUUUGGAAAGUCACCUCAGCUUCUCCGCAGACCUUCGUGUUCACAGUUAUUGAUGACUGUAAUGCAGCCACCCGGGCCGUCGUAGAGGUUUUAGUGCGGUCAUGUGGCUGCCUGAAUGGAGCUUCCUGCAUCACUAAUAUGAACUUUCCCCCUGGGAGUGGGGAGUACCUGUGUGUGUGUCCAGAUGGGCACCAGGGGGCGCAGUGUGGGCGUCGGUCAGACAACUGCAAAUCCAACCCUUGUCACUUCGGCAGGUGUGUGGAUGGACUCAACUCUUACUCAUGUGUGUGUCCACCUGGAUUAACAGGCUUGUCUUGUGGGGAGGAUGUUGACGAAUGUGAGUCUGCACCAUGUUUUCCCCAAGUUGGUUGCAACAACACUUUUGGCUCCUUCAUCUGUGGGCCCUGCCCCGUGGGAUACAGUGGAGAUGGGCGGAGCUGCAGCCGUAAGACAGAUGUGGAUGUGUCUGAAAGUAAAACGGCUCAACCUACCCGAGAGUACCAGACAUUCCUGAGACCCAAAAUUAGCUCUGCUCCUUCGAAGCCCUGUGCUGUGAAGCCCUGCUUCCCCGGGGUUCAGUGCUUCGAAAGCCCCUACUUGUCUGCCGGUUUCACCUGUGGACCCUGCCCUCCUGGGCUCCAUGGUGACGGCUACACCUGUGCCCCAGGCAUCCCAAUUGGGGAGAAGCCGUUCCGUUCUUCUGGCAAGCCGUGGGUCCUUAUUUCUGAGCGCAGCCAGGGCGGGUCUCAGCACGUGCCCACUGUGUCCUCCUCCCAACCUCGGAGGCCCCUAGACGGCCGGCGGACAGCAGCAGGAAGCCACACGGUCCGUCUCCCAGGCCAAGAAGAUGAAGGGCCAGGCCUGGAAGAACACGAGGCUUCUUCCUCCAAUCUGACAUGUGCGGAUGCACCCUGCUUUCCGGGAGUGCCCUGUGAGCCUUCGCAGACAGGGUCGUUUCAGUGUGGACGCUGUCCACACGGGUACACCGGCGACGGGAUUACCUGCAAAGCUGCUUGCCGACACCCAUGCGGGCGGAACAUGGAGUGCUCCCAGCCCAACACCUGCACCUGCAAAGAGGGCUACACCGGAUUCGGCUGCCACAUUGCUGUGUGCCGACCUGACUGCAAGAAUCGAGGCAAGUGUGUGAAACCGAACGAGUGUGCCUGUGCCCUGGGCUACAGCGGAGCCACUUGCGAGGAAGCCAAAUGUGAUCCGCCGUGUCAAAACGGAGGAACGUGCCAGGCCAGAAACCUCUGCACCUGUCAGUACGGCUACGUGGGACCCAGAUGUGAAACGAUGGUGUGUAGCCGGCACUGCGAGAAUGGAGGCGAGUGUGUUUCCCCUGACGUGUGUAAGUGCAAAUCCGGCUGGUUCGGACCCACCUGCAGCUCAGCGGACUGCGAACCUGUGUGCCUGAACGGGGGAACUUGUGUGAAACCCAACAUCUGUCUCUGUCCCAUUGGCUUCUACGGAUCUCAGUGCCAGAUUGCUGUCUGCAGCCCUCCCUGUAAAAACGGGGGUCAGUGCAUGAGGAACAACGUGUGCUCGUGUGCCGAGGGCUUCACCGGGAAGAGGUGCCAGAGCAGUGUGUGUGAUCCGGUUUGCAUGAACAAGGGCAAGUGUGUGGGCCCGAACACCUGCUCCUGUGCCUCCGGUUGGAAGGGGAAAAGAUGCAGUGUCCCCAUCUGCCACCAGACAUGCAGAAACGGUGGCGAGUGCGUGGGACCCAACACCUGUCACUGCCCGCCUGGAUGGGAAGGCCUGCAGUGCCAGACCCCUGUGUGCAAACAGAAGUGCCUGUACGGGGGCCGGUGUGUGCUGCCCGACUUCUGCCACUGUCGGCCGGGUUACGUCGGUGCCAGCUGUGGGAAAAAGGGAUAAAAGUUAGUGCUGAGGACCCCUCUAAAGCACGACUGAAAGAAUCUUUACGCUCAUGCAUAGGUGAGCAUCUGUGCCUUGAGACCCAGCUUUGGAGAUGUGAAUAAGUUGCGAUCUGGAAUGGCCAGAGAGACUAUAAACGUAUCUGUCACUACCUCAAACCCCCGUUGGCAAGCCGUAUGUAUGUAUAGAUGAUCUACAUGGAUUAAAGGACGAUAUCUUUAUAGAGACAUAACUUAGCCUAUAUGAAAUACACAUAUAGAUCACCUUUUUAUAUUUAUGUCAAGGCUGUAAUUGCAGUAUGUACUGGGGGGACACAUCCCACCCCCAAUAUUCAGAUGUGCUCACAAUGCCCCCCCCCACACCCCGCAAUGUCUACCAAAAUAAAAAAUAUAUACAUAAAAAAAAAAAUGUGCAAUGUUACAACAGGCAAUCACGCACUGCUCUCCAAAAUAAUAAUUAAUAAAUGUAAUCAUAAUCGCAAUCAUAAAGUUCACUGUGUGGCCAUCGCCUUGGAUGUCAUUAGGCUUCUUUUGGCAAAACACCUGCAACAUGAUUUUAUAUAGAUUUUUCUUUGAGUUAAUAAUCAAAUAAAUUCAUUUAGCCUCCUGACAUUUUGACCGUUUCAGUUCAAUUAAACAUUAAACAGGUCACAAACCACAUUAAGGGCAUUUUCAUAUAUACACAGAUUUCUGAGUAACUGAACGACACAAAGCACAUUCAUCAGUAUUAAACUCUCUCCUUUCAUUCAUGCUUUCUUCAGCAUUAUUUGACAGCAAUGGGGUCACCAUGCAACCAUCAUACUUUCCCUAUAAACAGAGGGAUCCGUAAGGUUUUAAACUGGACAUAACAAAUUCUCUCAUGUAGCAUGAGUGAAUCAUGGUGCACUAUAAAUAUUUUAUUUGUGAUUAAACAAGCAAAGACACUCUGCCAUGCAUCAAAAGGUCUACCAUAUAAAAGUAUAAGAAUAUAUUUUGAUUCCACUGACCUUUCCACUUAAGUAGAGCACAAGCCAUUUCAAUUUGUGUAUCAAAAGUAAAAAUUUCAUAAAAAUUUGACAUGUAUAGUGGACAUGACAGGGAACAUCUUAAAAGUUAGAAGCUUAUUUGUACAGGACAUUUGGAGAUAUCCUGUCAAACAUGUACAGUAAGAUAUGUCACUGGAUACUUAUUUUCUUGAGUGCGUUUCUAAAACUUUAACUUGUCUGUAAUUUAAUUUGUACCUGGCUGUUAAAGGUUAAGAGACACAAAUAUACCGAUUAGGCUAAUGUAAAAAAUUAUUUUGUUCCGUGUCGUCUCCCCGUUUGGCCAGCAGGUGUCGCUGGCCAUCCUGUCCUCCCCGUUGUCUGUCUUUAGUGUGUUUCCCCUGCUCCCCUGAUGGCCACAUGGCUCAGUGAGCUGAACAUGCAGCUACCUGUGAAGCCCUUACUUGUGUGUUCAAAUCCUAUUUGUCCUGUUUUUGUAUUUUUGCAGAUUUUGUUCCCUAGUGUUUCAUUUGUAACAAUAUUUCUAGUUACUGUGUUUUGUAACUUGGUUUUUUGCUUUGUGCCCGUGGUUGUGUUUUACCUGUUUUUGUUAUUCCCGUAGUGUUAUAUUCUGUUUACUAUUUUCUGUUAGUUUCUGAGUUCCUUGAUUUAAUUAGUUGUUUCUCCUGUUACCUGUUUUCUUGCGCCAGUCCAUGUGUGUUCAGCCCCGAUUGCUCGUUGUCCUGCACCCUCCCUGAUUGGUUAAUUGUUUCAUGUCUCACUCCUGCUAUGUCGUUUACUGGUUAAAUUUGUGUAUUUAUGUUCCCGCCUUAGUCUAUUUCCCCAAUGGAUCAUUGUAUUUCAUGGGUGUAUCAUGACCAUAGGUGAGGGCAAAAAUGUAGAACGACUGGUAAAUUGGAAGCUUCUGGCUCAGCUCCCUCUUUAGCAUUACUGUACAGGGUCUGCACUGAUCCAUCUGCCGAUCUCCUGCUACCACCUUCCUUCACUCGGGAACAAGAUCCUGAGAUACUUCAACUCCACCGCUUGAGGCAGUAACUCCCUCCCCACCAGGGGAAGGCAAUUCACCGUUUGUCGGCUGAGAACCAUCACGUCCUCAGACUUGGAGGUGCUGAUCUUCAUCCCGGCCGCCUCACGCUCAGCUGCAAGCCGCCCCAGUGCAGGCUGCAGGUCACCGGCCGAUGACAGCAACAGGACCACGGAUCACGUCAUCUGCAAACCCAUGGCCUGUGUCUUUUUGCGGUUUAUGGAGUUACAAUAAUUAAUUCAUUAAUUUACUCUGUUUUCUAAUGUAUGUUACUUGAUACUGGAGAGUGUUUUUUGAAUAAAAUUGGUUUUAAAAGUGUUGUGGUUUUGGUUAUAUAUAGAUGCCAAAACUUUUUUUUUUUUAAUAUUUUUUGUGACUUUCAUAUAUUUACAAUUUCUCAAUAAAUGAAGCACAUAGGUUCUAUCCCUAUUCUAUCCA
This is a messenger RNA of Paramormyrops kingsleyae, 7864 nucleotides long. It is a transcript of the gene vwde, whose product is annotated as von Willebrand factor D and EGF domains. Gene Ontology annotation, molecular function: calcium ion binding; signaling receptor binding. NCBI's taxonomy places the organism in Eukaryota, Metazoa, Chordata, Actinopteri, Osteoglossiformes, Mormyridae. The record is from RefSeq and is a predicted model, not a curated record. Gene Ontology annotation, biological process: anatomical structure development. Gene Ontology annotation, cellular component: extracellular region; cell surface.